This is a messenger RNA of Caenorhabditis remanei, 870 nucleotides long. RefSeq lists its product as uncharacterized. Lineage: Eukaryota; Metazoa; Nematoda; Chromadorea; Rhabditida; Rhabditidae. Bases 1 to 870 code for a protein of 289 amino acids. The record is from RefSeq and is a predicted model, not a curated record. The transcript has 3 exons. Gene Ontology annotation, molecular function: protein binding.
AUGACGACUCCGUUCCCUUUUUUACGUCUUCCAAGACUUGCACUGAUUCCUGUUAUUCAACACAUGGAGAUUAUUGAGAUAAUCGCCUUCUCCCUUAUCUCCAAAAGAACUCACAACCUCUCAAAAUACCUUCGCAAAACAAUUCUUUCCCGCUACAUCGAUCUGCGAAUAGAGAAUUACUAUCUUUGUAUGAGGAUUCCUCCGACAAAUGGGCCACUACUAUUAUUGUAUUUCAACCCACACAUUUCGAAGACAGUUGAAGUGCUUUAUCCUCACCAAACAACUCAAUGGAGGAACAUCGAAUUAUCGACAGGACAAUGGAUUGAGCGACUGCUCGAUGUAACAAAGUGUCCAUCUCUGAGAAAAGUAAUACUCAAUGGGACACCAGACUGCGAUGUGUUCUCAGUUUUUAAUGUAGUUCCCAGAGUCUGUAACCUCACUUUGUCUCAUCUUCCCUUUUCGAAUCGAGAAGAAUUCCAAAGGUUCUGGUUGGGUAACGUUAGACGUUUGAGUAUCCAUAACGAUAAUCUAUCGAGAUUUCAAUUCAGCCUUAAUGAUCUUCUAGCCUCAAACGCAAUCAAACUUGAAUUGUGCGAAGUCUCAAUGAGUAUGAGAGAUCUUAACCGAUUUUUCUCAUACUGGUUAAACAAAACAUCUAAUCGUCGGUUGAAGCAUCUAACAGUACAAUCACUUGGGCAUUUCGAUGAAGACGUUCUUCUGGAAGGACUAGGUGGUACUCGUUUUGAUGAACGACGAGCAAGCGAGUUCCCAACAUCCGACACAUUCCCUCAUUUCACAACAUUCACUGGGGGAUUUGAUUGUGAUCGAAUGAGCACUUUGGAGGCUAGCCAACAGGUGUUCCAUGUUUAA